This is a messenger RNA of Anneissia japonica, 2346 nucleotides long. RefSeq names its product short transient receptor potential channel 6-like. Gene Ontology annotation, biological process: regulation of cytosolic calcium ion concentration; calcium ion transmembrane transport; manganese ion transport. The transcript is spliced from 11 exons. The record is from RefSeq and is a predicted model, not a curated record. Gene Ontology annotation, cellular component: cation channel complex; membrane. The coding region runs from base 1 to 2346 and encodes 781 amino acids. Gene Ontology annotation, molecular function: store-operated calcium channel activity; inositol 1,4,5 trisphosphate binding. NCBI's taxonomy places the organism in Eukaryota, Metazoa, Echinodermata, Crinoidea, Comatulida, Comatulidae.
AUGACGAGUUCUGCGCGGACUGUGCUUGAUCCUUGUACUUUCAUUAUGGUUUUGGCGAAAUUAAUUAAUGAUGUUGAGAAUGAUUGUUUAAGAAGAGUUGCCUUACAGUCUACUAGGCUAGGCCUAAUGAGAUCAAUUAACCAAUAUCGAGAUUUGUCGAAACAGUGCAAGAAGUAUGCUUCUGAUCUGCUUGAGAUGUGUCAGAGUACAGAAGACGUCGAAACGCUAUUGAAUAUGGAUGGUACAACUCUUGAAAACGUUACAGACGACAACGAGUCGAAAGAAACUGGAACGUUAGAUCUUGGAAGAGUAAAGCAAGCCAUAAUUUACAAGCAGAAAGCCUUUGUGGCCCAUCCGCACUGCCAACAUCUACUUGCGACGCUCUGGUACAAAGGAAUGCCCGGCUGGAGGCAAGGCAAUAUCGUAUACAAGUCUAUAAUGACGCUAUUAGUUUUUCUAACACUACCAGUACUAGCAUUUAUUUAUAUCAUAGCUCCACAUAGUAGGAUUGGAAAAUUCGUCCGGACUCCAUUAGUGAAGUUUAUUGUGCAUUCAGGAACGUACCUUAUUUAUCUGUCUCUACUCUUCUUUCAAUCAAAGUACACAGAAACAAUAUUUAAUAACGGUGACCAUUUGACCGACGAAGAUUUCUAUACUUUUGCAAAAAACUGUAGCGCCCUCGACGACUGGCUCAACAUUUCCCCAAAUUGUGGCAACAAAUAUAGGCUGUUACGCUUUACAAGGCCAAAUGCUUUUGAUAUUAUCAUUAUAAUUUUUUUAGUAGGUAUGUUUUGGAACGAACUGAAACAGGUCUGGUUGGAAGGUAGUCGUAUAUAUUUAUCUUCUUUUUGGAAUUGGCUUGAUAUAGCCAUAUUGAACCUCUAUUUUACAAGCUUCAUCCUGAAAUUUGUCUCCUAUCAUUCAGCGCAGAAAGCAAUAGACUAUUUCAAUGACCCCGACGCAUGUGAAGGUCUGGAGUCAAACAGUAGUGUGGUUAAUCGGCAUAUUUAUUACCUGUCGUCUGAUCGUAAAUGCUGGGAUCCACACGACCCCGUUUUUCUAGCUGAAGGACUUUAUGCAUUAGCAAACGUGAUUAGUUUUACACGGGUUACGGAAGUUUUAGCGGCUAGUGAAUUUCUAGGCCCACUUCAAAUCUCACUAGGUCGCAUGUUGGGUGAUAUUCUCCGCUUCGGCAUCGUAUUCGGACUUGUUUUUGUAGCCUUUCUUUGUGCUAUGUAUAAUCUUUAUUGGUAUCAUCCGAUAAGUGUUAUACCAGGUCAAGAAGUGGAAAAUGCAUUUGGAUCAAUUAGCAAUACAUUCUUAACACUAUUCUGGGCGUUGUUUGGGUCGGUCAGUAGAGAUAUUCCUAUAGUCCUAUCGUCUGUGGAUGAUUGUUAUAGCAUCACCGAAAUAGUUGGUACCAUACUUUUUGCGCUGUACCACGUGGUCAUGGUCCUUGUUAUGCUGAACAUGCUUAUUGCUAUGAUGUCAAACUCGUAUCAAGAAAUUGAGAAUGACGAGGACGUGGAAUGGAAGUUUGCUCGAGCCCAAUUAUGGAUAUCAUAUUUUGACAACAGUGCUACUUUACCCAUUCCAUUCAAUUUGAUCCCCAGUCCCAAGUCCUGCCUCUACAUAUAUAAAUGGUUUAAAGGAUUUUUCAAGGCAAAAGAACCAAUACAGAACAUACCAAUGAGAACACGUGCGCGCUCAUCUUUAUCAGAUAGGAGAAAUGGUGUGUUCCAUGUCAUGGGAUCAGGAUUUCGACAGUCUGGGGAAGACAAAAAUCAGGUAAAUCUGAAGAGAUGGGGUAUGGAAAUCUCUAGGCUUGUGGAAACGGGGAUGCUCUCCAUCACAUCCUUCUUCUGUAAGCGUUCCUGGACCAGAGCCGUCUCACAACUACUGAUAUUAGAACUGCUGAUGAGGGCCUUAGAGCUCUCCCUCUCACCUCCGGAUAUUCAUUCUGACCCUGUUUCCGGAUUCCAUGAUGUCCCCCAUUUUACCACCAUCCCUCUUGAGAGAGAACUCGAUGAGAUUAAGAAUAACAUUUCCAGUCUUCGUUUUGAAUUGAUAGAACAACUAUCUCAUCAACCGAGGACACUAGCCCCCGCUAAUUCGGAAUCAUUCGACAAUGAAGAUAGUAUUAAAAAUAAACUAGCUUCGAUUGAACAAACUAUGGGCAACUUGAGCAACCGGAUCGAUGAGCUUCGAGACGACUUGGUUCUUCCAAGAAGCGAUGAUUGCCGUGAUAUAAACAUUGAGUACAAACAUUUACAGAACAAUGAAGGGCAUGUGAAUCCAGCCUACGUAGAACAUGCAUCAGAGCUAGAAAAACCAGAUUACGUCUGA